AUGGUGUACAAAGCUUUAAGAGAAAGAGAGGUAAGGACAGGAUUACCUACAAAGCUCCAAUUCAGUAAAUUAGGUGGAUCUGCUCAUAUGGCGAGGGCUACCAAAGAGGAACAUCAAGAUUCUAAAAUUGGGAAACCAGGAAUGAUUUAUCUUUACGCUAAAACCACGAAUUUAAGCCCAGGUACGUUAAAACACCGUCCACUUCAAACGGAAAGUAUAUCGACUUCGUCAAGUAUUAGCACCGUGAAGGCUCAAGCGACAACGGAGAGGUCAACAGCGGAAAAAUACCCUACGUUGAAAGAAAGGUCAAAUCUACCCUCGCAACAAGAAAAAAACCAUGUCUAUGGCGAACCGGGAUGUCCCGAUAACCCCUGGCGGGAUGCCGGUUUGACAGAGCUCUUCCAAAAGUGGAUUAACAUUUCCAAACAAUACAACAUUGAAUACGUUCUGUGCGGAGGUAGUCUCUUAGGGGCGAUGCGAAAUAACGAUAUAAUCCCGUACGAUUCUGACAUAGACGUCUUGAUUGAUAUCAAUUACUUUACGACUAUGAGAAGGCUGGCUGAGAGACGAAAUUUUUCACGGUCAGACAGGAAGAUCCAUUUGGUGCUGCAACCAGAAUUCACAUUGAACAUUCCAGUUGAAAAGAGGAAACGUUAUGAUUGUCAAGGCAAGGUGGCGCCAAAGCUUAUAGACGAAUGUUCUUUCCAGGAGCCACUUGGAAGACUCUUCAAGGGAAACUUACACAUUGACUUUUAUCACUUUUACGAUAGAGUGCUCUUUGUAGACGAUCCAAGCGACGAUAAACUCAAGCAGUACCCUAAGAAGGAUUUUUAUCCCUUUGAGCCGUGUAACUUCAUGGGUUUUGAAGCGUCGUGUCCACGCAACCCUUGGGAAAUUUCACGAAUCUACUUCAAUACUGACGAUUUCCUUGAGCCUAUUUAUAAAUGCAAGAAUGGAACUUGGGUUGAUGUGAACGGCAGAGCUGCGUAAGAGUUUUUAGAUCAUAGUACAAUGCAGCCAAAAAUACCUUUUUGGGGGCCUUUUUUAUGCGAUAUCCCACUUUAAAAAUAUAAAUAAACAAUAACAACGGAUUAAAGUAUUUACGUGCCAUUGGAUAUAUCCUAACACACUGCCCCGUGCGUGGAUAGUCACUAGCAGGCACCGUAAGAGUGCCUUCAUGUAAAGGUUUCUAAGUUGAGAAAGAAAACAGACUAUUAGAAAUAAAAACAUUUUCAGCUGUAAGUAAAUUAUUAACCCAUAGGUAGAUCUUCAUGCACUUAAAACAUCACAUCAGUUUUGACCCCUGAGAGUGAUUAACAUCUAAUUUCUCCUUACAAUCUCACCCCUGAAUCAACAAUUAGGAGAAUACGCAAACUGCUGGUUUUAGGGUUAAAAUGGUUAAACAGCACUUUGUGUAUAUUCCUGCUGUCUUAAAGUAAACUCAGUCUCCAA
Molecule: messenger RNA, 1452 nt
Organism: Pocillopora damicornis (cauliflower coral)
Lineage: Eukaryota; Metazoa; Cnidaria; Anthozoa; Scleractinia; Pocilloporidae
Source: RefSeq, a predicted model, not a curated record